CCGCGCGAGGCCAUAAAUCCCCCUCGCUGAUUCUCCUUUCAGGGCCGAUCUCUCUCUCCCCUCCCCCCCCCCACCGCGUCCGCCCGCGCGUUCCGUCCUGCUUCCACCGUCAUGUCUGCCCCGGGUGGCCCACUCUCCUUUGACUCUGUCAUGAAGCCCUCUGCCGGCGCCACCGCCUCGAAGGGUGGUCGUCGCGAUCGCCGCUCCAGCGCGCCCAAGCCUCUGGCCCCCAGCGGCGGUGCCACCAUUGAGCACAUCUCCCGGCGUCUUUCCUACUUCCUGCGUCAUGGCGCUGCCGAGGCUGGCAUCCCGAUGGCUGCCGACGGCUUUGCCUUCCUCGAUGACAUUUUCAAGCAGUCGCAGAUGCGAAAUGUCACCGUCGAGGAUGUUCGCGAGGUGGUCCGCGCCUGCCCGAAGCAGCGCUUCGCCCUCGAUGAGACCGGCCCCAGGAUCCGCAUUCGCGCCAACCAGGGCCAUUCGUUCGCCGUUGCCGAGCUCGAGCUCAAGACAAUCACCCUUGAGAACUUCACCGAGAUCUGCCCCGUCGUGUACCACGGCACCUCGAAGGGCACCUGGGACAAGAUCCUCGAGUCCGGGCACCUUCAUCGCAUGGCCCGCGAGCAUAUCCACAUGACCGUGCCCCAGGGGAUCUCCGGUGCUCGUGCCAGCGCCGGGAUCUUCAUCUACAUUGACCUGGCCAAGGCACUGACCGAUGGCGUGCCCUUCUUCCAGUCCGCCAACGGGGUGAUUCUCUCUCCUGGGGUGGUUGGCACCGAGGGCAUUCUCCCGAGCAAGUACUUUGCCAAGGUCACCAACCGGGCCGGCGAGGUCAUUUGGACCCCGGCUCAGGAGGGGUAGAUUGUAAAACACUUACUCGCCUGCUGGCCCGCUCGCCAUCUCCAGUGCCCAAUGGUGCGCCACUCCAUGGGGCGUGUGUCCAAGUGCGCGCGCGCGCGCACACACACCCACACACUGGGGCCAGGCACCGGAUGCUGGCUGAUGUGUCAAAUAGAAGAAAUUGUCAUGUAUA
This is a messenger RNA of Fonticula alba, 1030 nucleotides long. RefSeq lists its product as hypothetical. Gene Ontology annotation, biological process: tRNA splicing, via endonucleolytic cleavage and ligation. The transcript has 3 exons. NCBI's taxonomy places the organism in Eukaryota, Rotosphaerida, Fonticulaceae. The record is from RefSeq and is a predicted model, not a curated record. Gene Ontology annotation, molecular function: tRNA 2'-phosphotransferase activity. The coding region runs from base 112 to 858 and encodes 248 amino acids.